Lotus japonicus is the source of this 1099-nucleotide messenger RNA. RefSeq names its product metalloendoproteinase 1-like. Gene Ontology annotation, biological process: proteolysis; extracellular matrix organization; collagen catabolic process. The transcript is spliced from 2 exons. Gene Ontology annotation, cellular component: extracellular matrix. The record is from RefSeq and is a predicted model, not a curated record. Gene Ontology annotation, molecular function: zinc ion binding; metalloendopeptidase activity. Bases 62 to 1099 code for a protein of 345 amino acids. Lineage: Eukaryota; Viridiplantae; Streptophyta; Magnoliopsida; Fabales; Fabaceae.
CUUAACCUUGCCCAGGCUCCCCAAAAUUCCUGGCUCCGCCACUGUGUAUCACUGCUAUCACAUGAACAUAUAUAUUCCUUCCUCUUCUAUACUAGUUUCUCCAACUCAUCAUUCAGCUUCCUCAAAUCCCCAACCAAACAUGACUCUACACCAUCACCAUGGUCUUUUCUUUGUUGCUCUUGCAAUUCUUUAUUUUUUCACCAUCUCAUUCCCCACAAUUUCAGCUCGAUCAUUUCCCACUCCUAGCAUUUCCCACAUGCACAAACACAAGUCAUGGGAAGGCUUUCACAACUUCACCAAUUCUCGCCCUGGCCAAACUCACAAAGACUUGUCAACUGUCAAAAACUACUUCCACCGGUUCGGGUACAUUCCAAAUGCGCCACCCACCAACUUUACUGAUGUCUUUGAUGAAACCCUAGUGUAUGCCAUUCAAACCUAUCAAAAGAACUAUCACCUCAAUGUCACCGGCGAGCUUGACAACAACACUGUCAAGCACAUGACGCAUCCACGAUGCGGCGUUCCAGACAUCAUCCACACCAAAAUGAGGAACUCCACCACUGUGCACUUCCACAUGGGUUCCCUCUACUCAUUUUUCGAAGGCUACCCACGAUGGCCAGAGGGAACAAAUCAACUGACCUACGCAUUCUUGCCAGAAAACCAACUCCAUGACGACUACAAAAGCGCGAUUGCGAGCGCGUUCAAUCAGUGGACGCCAGUGGUGAAGAUAGCAUUUGAGGAGACAUCGUCGUAUGAGAUGGCCAACAUCAAGGUUGCGUUCUUCCAAGGGUACCAUGGUGAUGAUAGCCCUUUCGAUGGCCCGAUGGGGGAACUUGCGCACUCAUUCGCUCCCACUGAUGGACGUUUCCACUUGGAUGCUGAUGAGUAUUGGAUGGCAUCUGGUGAUGUCACAACAUCACCGGUGGAGAGGGCAAUGGACCUAGAAACUGUGGCAGUGCAUGAGAUUGGACACUUGCUAGGGUUGGGUCAUUCGAGCGACCAAAAUGCUAUCAUGUACCCUCUUAUAUCAUCACGAGUAAAGAAGGUGGAUCUCACUAGUGAUGAUAUAGAAGGGAUUCGAGAGUUAUAUGGCAUCAAUUAG